AGGGAUUUAAAGACUAGCAUGAACGGGGAUAAGAGGAACGUCGUGCUGGCUGGGCAGGGGGAUGUUGCAGUAACUCGGACCCAGGGAUCGGGUGAACCUUGGAGAGGGGGGAGGCACUGCCUGGACGGGGUUACCGCCUGAAGGAAGAUGCAUGCCGGGCAGCAGGUUCUCCUCUGCUGGCUCCCCUUGCUUUGGGCUGGGGGGAACCCCUCUGUCAGGGGGAAGGAGGGCGAACUCUGCCGAGCCUGGAGGUACGGCGAAACAUCUCGGGCCGGUGGGGCGUUCCAGUGUCCGCAGCGUCACGACAGAGCGGAGGCCAAGUACUGUUGCGGGAAUUGCCGCCUCCCUUUCUGCUGCUCAAGGGGAGAGGCCCGCCUGGACUGGCGCCGGUGCCGCCGCGCCCUUCCCAACCCGGCUGGUGUCACCCACCCUCAGCGACCCACGCCCGUGGCGACAGACCAGCCCUUUGAGAGCUGGAUUACGCUUGUCUGUGUUGUAGUGUUACUACUUGGUGUAACCCUUUGCCUCAUUCUCAGCCAUUGCAAAGACAGGCAGCAGCGUCGGCAGAGAGCCCUCUGGCUUAGAGGCAUGCUCAACAACAGAAACUCGUUCAACUACGAAGACCUUUUCCCUCCGCCUCCUCCUCCUCCACCGGGACUGUCUUUCUUCCCUGACAGUCCUCCCCCCUAUGCUGAGGACCCACCACCCUAUAGCGUUGAGGAUCCUCAUGCGAACCGUCCUCCUUCGCCUCCGUUGCCGGUGGUGUAUUUCCAUUCUGCAAGCACUGAAAACGAGGAAGAUGAAGUAACCAUCGGGCCCCUGGUCCACCGAAAUGUUCCUAGCCAUUGCUCAGAGAUGGACUCGGUAAGGGAUACUUCGGUAGACCAGUGAUGGCCGGGAGGGUUGACCCACCUGGAAGACGUGUUAGGUGGCAUGUCUACCCUACAUAGUUAAUAGUAGUUUGAUGCCACUAAAUUGCUAUGCCUUCAUCCUGCUGAACCUUUGGGUUGGUAGUUUGAGAAAACACAAUGAAUUAUCUGCUGGAAUUUGGAGAAGCACAAGAGAACUCUUUAGCAAUGAAUUCUAGGUCCAGACUAUAAACCCCAAGGUUCUAUAGGAUGGAGCCAUCAGCAUUAAAGUGGGAUCAAACCGGUAUUAACAGUGUAGGGUUGAUGCAUUCCAGGAAUGGAGUCCCAUCCAAAAAGGCCAUAGCUGGAUGGUCAGAUGUAGAAGUCCGUCCACUGUAUUCGUUGAUGCUUUUAAGAGUGUGUGUUCAUGACAUGGACUACUUGACCAACAUUUUAAUGGUAUAUGGACAUUUUUAAUGAUUUGGAACAGCACGGAGAUGCUCCCAGGCCUCCCUCCACCUCCCCAUUGAUGAAAUUGUACAAGAAAGAGAGAUGGGACGUAUCCAUCCUGCUGUAUUUGAUCUUCUUUGGGAUUGGCUGGUCAACAGUUCAAUGAAACAGGGGGGGAAAUGCACCAGAAAGGUGAACUCUCCUCCUUUCUAUGGGAUACUUGAAGGGUUUUCUCAAAUGGAGAUCACAGGUUAUGUGUCUAAAACAGCCUGGGACUGAUUCGUGUCCAGGAUGAGAGCAUGGGGGGUGGGGGUGGGGGAGGAAGACUCUGAACAAGCUCCUUCCAGUCCAGAACACGCCCAAAGAAAUGUUUGUGAGAGGCAAGGAACUGUUUUUAGUGCAAGUGCUUUUUAAAUGCAUGUCAAUAAAUGUAUGAACCUACUUGUUAAUAAAAGCUGUGUAUGUGGUCA
Molecule: messenger RNA, 1768 nt
Organism: Pogona vitticeps (central bearded dragon)
Lineage: Eukaryota; Metazoa; Chordata; Lepidosauria; Squamata; Agamidae
Source: RefSeq, a predicted model, not a curated record